AAUGACCAAAUGAGGAGAACUUGGUGCUGUACAGACUGACGCGUGGAGUGAGGUCUUCCCAAGCUAAAGUAAUUUUUGGAACUGCAGAGAUGGUUGGUCCUGGCUACAAAUGGGAACUUGCAGUCAUUCUGAAAUGUAUCCUGGAAUAGUUGUGUUUCUCUGGAACCAAAUCUUAUGAAGUCUCCAAGGAUGACAGUCCCUGCGAAGGCAGUGUUGCCGCUGCGCUGGCUCUUUCUGGCCACCUUGCUGACGGUCUGCUGUCAGCUGAUGUCCGCCUCGAGCCCACCCCCGGGACACGCAGGUCAGCACCACGUCAAGCAGGGGACCUGUGAGGUGGUUGCUGUGCACAGGUGCUGUAACAAAAACCACAUAGAAGAGCGAUCGCGAACAGUCAAGUGCUCUUGCUUCCCGGGGCAGGUUGCUGGCACCACUCGGACUCAGCCUUCUUGUGUUGAAGCUUCCAUCGUGAUUCAGAAAUGGUGGUGUCACAUGGAUCCCUGCUUGGAAGGAGAGGACUGUAAGGUGCUGCCCGAUAACUCAGGUUGGUCCUGUAGCAGUGGCAGCAAAGUCAAAACCACAAAGGCAAGUAGAGACAAAGCAACCGCAGCCCCGCUGACCGUGGUCCCCUCGUUUGGCCCGGCCGCCAAGAACACUGUGCUACUUUAG
Miniopterus natalensis is the source of this 666-nucleotide messenger RNA. It is a transcript of the gene TAFA4, whose product is annotated as TAFA chemokine like family member 4. Gene Ontology annotation, molecular function: receptor ligand activity. The record is from RefSeq and is a predicted model, not a curated record. Gene Ontology annotation, biological process: macrophage chemotaxis; phagocytosis. Lineage: Eukaryota; Metazoa; Chordata; Mammalia; Chiroptera; Miniopteridae.